Molecule: messenger RNA, 1177 nt
Organism: Aspergillus homomorphus CBS 101889
Lineage: Eukaryota; Fungi; Ascomycota; Eurotiomycetes; Eurotiales; Aspergillaceae
Product: CMGC/CLK protein kinase
Exons: 4
Biological process (GO): protein phosphorylation
Molecular function (GO): ATP binding; protein kinase activity
Source: RefSeq, a predicted model, not a curated record
AGGCUCAUCCGAUUGUCUAGAAAUCAUGAAUACCGCAUUCUCAAAGUAUGCGCGCAAGGCCACAAUCCGGCGCGAGAGAUCGCCGUCUCCGAGCACUUGAAGAACAGCCCCGACCAUCCAGGCAAGGCUCUCGUCCGGCUGGUUCAGGACUCCUUCGCCGCGACUGAGCCCCAUGGGGGCCAGCAGCAUAUGUGUCUGGUGUACAAGCCCUGCGGCAUGAACAUGACCAAGUACAUGAACGGUCGCACGCUGCCCCCGGAGCUAGGGCAGCGGAGUCUGCAGCUUACACUCAUCGCGUUGUCGUUUCUCCACACGAACAAGACGGUUCACACGGACGUCUCGCCCAACAACAUACUGCAGAAAAUCGAUGAUAGCUCCAUGCUGUCGGCGAUCGAAGAGGAAGAGAUGACGCAGCCCAGCGCCCGAAAAGUCCUGGAUGAUCGGACGAUCUACCGCUCUCGAUCGAUGCCUGCUUGCGAAGGGUUGCCGGUUCUCUCGGAUCUCGGGGAAGCCAGGUUCGGCCGCCAGCGAUAUACAGGAGACAUCAUGCCUGGGAUCUACCGCGCACCGGAGAUCAUUCUGGGGAUGGAGUGGGACAACGAAGUAGAUAUUUGGUCUGUUGGUGCCAUGGCGUGGGAUCUGCUGCAGGACGAGCAUCUGGUCUGCGGGAAAAGACACGGGGUCCUGUGCAAUGAGCAGCAUCUCGCCGAGCUGGUCUCGCUGAUGGGGCCGCCUCCUCCCGAAUUCAUCAAGAGGAGUGAUAAGUGCCACCGAUACUUCGAUGAGCAAGGUAACUGGAAGGGGUCCAUACCCAUACCGCACCAAAGACUAGAAAUGCGAGUCCAGCACUUUCGGGGUGACGACAAGAGGCUCUUUUCGAACUUCCUUCGGCGAAUUUUCCGCUGGUUGCCUGAGGAGCGGCCCACAGCAGAGGAACUGGCCCGUGAUGAGUUUCUGAUGCAGCCGAUCCUGGCCGCGAGGAACAAGGACUAGUAGUACAGGCAGUUUGGUUCUUUAUUAGAAAGCAGAUCUCGUUCAAGAAUUAUGUCAGGGAUUAAUACGUGGUCGCUGAGCGAGGUUCUCCUAACAGGAUUUCAAAUUAAAUGCGUGGGGUAAUCUGAUACAGAGUUCACCAUAGGUACUGUAAGUUACCGGAAGUUCUGUUGUUCGCUAGGCC